Messenger RNA from Candoia aspera, 2520 nucleotides. Its product is annotated as vomeronasal type-2 receptor 26-like. Gene Ontology annotation, cellular component: plasma membrane. Gene Ontology annotation, molecular function: G protein-coupled receptor activity. Gene Ontology annotation, biological process: G protein-coupled receptor signaling pathway. The coding region runs from base 1 to 2520 and encodes 839 amino acids. The transcript is spliced from 7 exons. Lineage: Eukaryota; Metazoa; Chordata; Lepidosauria; Squamata; Candoiidae. The record is from RefSeq and is a predicted model, not a curated record.
AUGCUGCCAAGUUUUGCCAUGAGAACAAAGCUGCUUCUCCUGCUGUUGCUGCUGCUGCUGCUGCCCAGCAUAGCCAAUGGGAGAAAAUGUCCCCUCGAUUUCACCAAGGAUCGGGAUGGGGUGUACAAUUAUUACCACCCAGGCGAUCUCUUCCUUGGUGGGAUUGUCCCUCCACGACCAGGUCAGAUUCGGCCAGCGACCUUCCGGGAGCCUCUCUUUAACCAACCGGCUUGGAAAGGCGACAAUGCAUACUGGUAUCUUCUGUCCUUUCUUUUUGCCAUUCGUGAGAUCAACCAGAAUCCCUGGGUUUUGCCCAAUGUCACCCUGGGUUAUGACAUCUAUGAGAACUAUUAUGACGCACGAAUGACCUCUGAUGCCCUGGCAGACUUGCUCUCCACCGGAGAGGCAAAUGUUCCAAACUACAGGUGUGGGAGAGAAAAGAGGUUGCUGGCUGUGAUUGAAGGGGCUGAGUCUGACAUUUCUGAGCAGAUUUCCACCUUGUCCAGCCUCUACAAAAUGCCACAGGUCAGUUACGGUUUUGUGUCUGAGACUCUGAAUGAUAAGACUCGGUUCCCCUUCAUCUACCGGUUGGUCCCCAAAGAAGAUUACUUGUAUUGGGGCAUUGCCAAAUUGCUCCACCAUUUUGGGUGGAACUGGGUCGGUCUCCUUGCACCAGACACUGAAAAUGGAGAAAGAUUCCUAUGGAUUUUGAACCCCAUAUUAACCAGGAGCACAAUUUGCGUGGCCUUCUCCGUGAGCAUCCCAACGUUGCCCUGGAAAAUGGGACUGCUGUCCAAGGAACCAUCUACCAUGUGGAAUCACGUCAGUGUUUUCAUUUACUAUGGGGAAUCUCGCUACUUCUACAGUUCAAUAAGGACAGUGCAACGUUAUACUGAAGCUCAUGCCUUUGAUUGCUUGUAUUCUAAACUCUUUUCCUCUGUGAAAGGGCGGAUGAGGUGCCGGGAGAAAGAGGAUCUGGAGACCCUGCCAGAAGAGGUGCUGGAAAAAACCCUCUCUCUGGACGGCUACGGUAUUUACAACCUUGCCUGGGCAGUUGCUCGGGCUUCACACGCUGCCUACUUAUCCAGGUCCAAGUGGAAAGCCAAGAAGGAAAGGGAUCACAGGCUGGUCCUUCAGGCGUGGCAGCUUCAUUCUUUCCUGGGAGAUGCCCACUUCUACAAUACUGGCAUGGAUGGAGUGUAUCUAGAUGAGAAAGGGGAUCUCGCUGCCAAAGUUGAUAGUGUGAAUUGGGUGCCCUUUCCCAAUCAGUCUUUUGGGGCAGUGAAGUUUGGGAGGAUAGAUAGACCAUGGGGGUCGCAAGAUCUGGAAUUCAUCCUUGACCAGGAGGCCACAAAUUGGUCCCAGCAGUUUAACCAGUCCCUCCCUCGCUCCAGGUGUACUGAAAGCUGUCGCCCCGGCCAAGCCAAGGUGGUCCUAGAAGGAAGGCCUCUCUGCUGCUACGGGUGUGUCUUGUGUGCAGAAGGCUCCAUCUCCACUCAGGAAGAUGCCGAGCAGUGCAGAAGGUGUCCAGCAGAUCACCGUCCAAAUAAGGAGCAAGACAAAUGCCUCCCCAAGGAGGUCACCUUCCUGUCAUACCAAGAAGACUUGGGGAUGAUCCUGGCUUCCUUUGCCCUCAUCAUGUCUUUGGUCACAGCCUUGGUCUUAGCAAUCUUCAUCAGAUUCUUAGAAACUCCCAUAGUCAAGGCCAACAACCGGGACCUCUCCUACAUCCUCCUGGUCUCUCUGCUGCUUUCCUUCUUGAGCUCCCUUCUCUUUAUUGGCUGUCCAAGACCGGCCACCUGCCUGCUCCGACAAACGGCCUUCGGCAUCAUCUUCUCCAUUGCCGUCUCUUCUGUCUUGGCCAAAACAAUCACAGUGGUGCUGGCUUUCCUGGCCACGAAUCCUGGGAACACCAUGAGGAGAUGGCUGGGAAAAACUCUGGCCAACUCCAUUGUCCUUUCUUGCUCCGGUCUCCAAGUUGUCAUCUGUAUCAUCUGGCUGGGAGUUUCCCCCCCAUUCCCUGAAUCUGACCUGCACUCCCAGCCAGAGAAGAUUGUCUGGCAGUGCAAUGAAGGCUCUGUGGCCAUGUUUUAUGGUGUCCUUGGCUACAUGGGCUUCCUAGCUGCCAUCUGCUUCAUGGUGGCUUUCCUGGCCAGGAACCUGCCCGGGGCCUUCAACGAAGCCAAGCUGAUCACCUUCAGCAUGCUGGUCUUCUGCAGCGUCUGGGUCUCCUUUGUGCCCACCUACCUGAGCACCAAGGGGAAGUACAUGGUGGCCGUGCAGGUCUUCUCCAUCUUGGCCUCCAGUGCUGGCCUGCUGGGCUGCAUCUUCAUCCCCAAGUGCUACAUAAUAUUGUUACGACCUGAUCUGAAUACAAAGGAGCACUUAACGACACAAACUAGAGAUAGUUUGAACAGGAAUGCAAAAGACUCCUAUCCUUCUCAUAACCCUCUGAAAAGUUGUCACAGUCGGAUUCCCUCUAGAUCUUCUGGGAGAGUUAACUUUGGUGGAUCUGUCUGA